CCGUUCAACAGAUGCUUUAAGAGGCUGUCUCGACGUAAGCAAGUGUCCGGCGGUCUGCCGCCAUCAAGUCAAUCAUGCCGCCGUUCAUGAUUCAUUCAUCAGUGUGGAGCCACACAAGAAUAAGUCAAAGCCACGGGAGGCAGGCAGUCAGGGAAAGGAAGGAGACCUACAAGGCCGUGAUCUCGUGAUCCGCACUACUUAGUUAGCCAAACUACGCACACAUCCAUCCAUCCAUCAGGACGCUACUUACUGCUGCGCUGCAUGCCCUCACAAGUGUGUCAUCGGCAGCAGCGCGUAUCGACCGACCUCAAUCACUACCACUACUGUCUGUCUGUCUGUCGACCGCCCCCUGCCCCCAUCUACAGCGCACACGACUCUUCUUGGCGUCACCUCACCGACCGCCACUAGCCAUCGAGUCAGUCCACUCACUGCCUCCCUCGCGCCCCAGGUGGUGAGUGAGGGAUGACUCAUCCGUCGUGGGAGGGCUUGCUUGCACUACUUAGACGAAUCCCCGGAUUUGCAGGCUCUGGUUCCUCACCGAAAGGAGAGGGGGGAGAUGUCCAUCUCUGGUGUGACACCCCACUCAGUCGCCCUGCCCGCCCCCUGGCCGUGACUGGAGUAGCUGUGGCCGUGGACGUCCAUGUGACUCGUAUGCACUCCCCCCACACCAUUCAGCAGCGGCGGUGGGCCCGGUGGCGGAGGCGGCUGGUUGGCGUACAUGGGCACUGCCGCGUUGGCUGGAGGGGGCGGGGGCGGUGGCGGGGGUGGCGGUGGCGGUGGUGGUGGCGGGGGCGGCUGGUCGCACUCAUGCUGGACGGGUGGUUCAUUCCGAAACACAGCGGAGGCUUGGAUGUGGUUGCGGUUCCUGUGACCAGCCGCGUUGGGCAGGAGCGACGGGGAGGCCGGCUGGGAGUGAGACAUUCGCGAGGCGGGGACGCUGCUGUCGUUGGAUGGGGGUGGGGGCUUGUGAAGGGCGAGAGGGGAGGGAGAGGGGAAAAUUGACGGCCGCCACGAUCCAUACUCGUCAUAGAUAGUGGGCCGCGGGGGCCCUGCUGCCAUGGAGAGCGCCGGCCUCGCUCCGCCAUGGUGCAUGCCCUUGCGUGACGCUGUUGCCCCACUACUUGGUCCGCCGAAAGCCACGACGCUGGAGUCUCUCUCGCCGAACAUCCAGCCGCUGUUGGACUGCUGGUCGAAACUCCCCCAGCCGAUGGGUGAAGGCGAGGCCUCCUCCAUUGAGGCAUAGAAGGGCUGCUGAAGACCACUACUGGGCGCGGGCACAUGCUGAUGGGGCACUACUGCCGCCAUGGACAGCGGCGUCUCCUCGGCUGACCCCCUUCGCUGCCUCCGGCCGGCCGCCACUCGGCUGUCGGGUGGCAGGGGGGGUCUUCUCAUUGACGGGCUGUCGUCCUGCCCCAUCUGCUGCUGCAUGGACGAGUAGGCACCCAAAUUGACGCCCCGCAUGACGUCGCCGUCCGAGUGGGUGUGGCUGACAGCUCUUCGCGUGUCGAAUUGGGGAGGGUGCAGCUGGUCGGGUGAAGUGGCUGCGUCGGGUGAGAGGGAGGAGGGGGAGGGGUACAGAGAGGCCGUGUAGGACGACGGCGGCAGCCGGUGGUGAAUGCCGUUGGGAUACGCCUGAAAACAAGACGAAACGAGACGACACACACAUGAAUGGAUGAGUCGUACACUUUCUUUCUCAGGGCUACCCACCUGUGCAGCUGGCGGUGAGCGCUCAGCUUCAUACAGCGACAGAUGCGGCGGCGAUAUCUGCUGCCCGCCACUAGCACCACCAGCACCACUAAUGCCCCAGCCAUCCCGCCCGGCGCCCUCAGGCGAGCACACUGGCAGCAUCAGGGGGCUCACGCCGAUGCUGCUGCUCGUCGGCCGCGAGGCACUCACUGGGCUAUUGGCUAUCCGAUUGGUCGCAGCGUACGAGUGAGCUGCACUCGCAGCACUGGCUGAUGCUCCCACUCUCCGCCCAUCCCUGGUCAUGACGCCGGGAGGCGCGUGGCGAAACGAAGUCCGACAUGGGGUGCCGAAGAGCUGCACCGAGAGGGGUGUGGGGGAGGGCUGCUUGCGAUCGAGGUGCCGCUGGUACUGGGGCGGUGGUGAGACGCCACAUGGGAGAGGGCGGCCCGACUGCAUCUCGUGUCUGCCGUGGAUGAAGCCGGUGAAGUAGUGGCUGGGGUAGCUGUCGACAGGGGGCCGCCAGCACUCCUCAGACACCUCCUCCGGCUGGGGAAAACCCUGUGUGGGGUGGGGCACACGAGCGGGAGGGUGGACAGACGACGGGCCAACAGACGACGGGAACGGGCCCGCCUUGGCCGUCGGGACCGCACCCACGAUGCCCUUGUCGCUAUCAGGCAUCCUAUGCGGCCCGCCCCCAUGCCAGCCGGCCGGGCUCCUCCUGUCCCGCCGCCUGUUCCUCUCUCUCGGCGUCGAAUGGUACGAGUGGGGCCUCCCCCCGCCCCGCCCACCGUGCGGCGAGUUCCGGUGUGGCGUGACCGACAUGGUGCUGGCGGGGGCCACAUCGGUGCGGUUGAUGGGGAGGGGAUACAGGGUGCUCUGGACGGAUGUGGUGGCCGGCGACCUCGUGGCGAUGGGCGACGACACUGGCGCACUGCCACCCCCAUUGCUGCGGGGCGUCGAGGUCCGGUUGGACAUGCCCUGUCGCGGCACCAAGGGGCCCUCCGUCCUCACGCGAUGGGAGGUCUUGGACAGGGCGUGCUCUGGCGGGAUGGCGAUGGGCCAAGGCAGGUCGGAGGGGAGGCCCCAUGGGGGCGCGGCUGGGGUGUUGGUGCUGGUCCUGUAGAUCUUGCACAGUCGGUAUCUGGCCGUGAGAUCCUGUGGGGGGGUGAAGUGUGGGUCGAACGGCUGGUUGGUGAUGAAGGGGUGGUGCUGCGCCUGAUAGGCCGUCCACCGGUGCCAUGGAUCCGGAUGCAACACACCCUGAUUAUUAUUGACAUAUACAGACAGGUGACAACGACACACGUGAGCCAGCCAGCGCACAGAUAAGGCUGUAUGGUAUCUCUCUGGACUGACUGACUGACUGACCCGAAAGAACUGCUCGAAGUUCUUCAUGAGCGUCUCGUCAUCUACAGCCCGGUCCACCUCGCCCUCGACGUACGGCGGCCACAUGGCACUCGCCCUGCCGCUCCGCCGCAUUUGUUCGGGCACCGUGCCGCUGCUGGCCUUCUUGGCCAUCUCCUCUAUCAGCUCGUCCCACGUCGUAAACGGGAAGUACUUCCGACUCUGCUCAGUCGACGGCUUCAAUCGCCACUUCCGCCUCUUAUGGGGCGCUGCGGUGCCAUGAUAGGCGUCUUCCGGGGGUAGCGGGGUCGCCUCGGGCCCCACAGGCUCAGACACGCCUCUCCUGCUAUCUGACGCUUGGCUCUCCCUCGGUGCCUCGAGGAAGCAGCUCUCGUCCCCUCUCUCUCGGUCGUCAGCCGGGCUGUCGCACGACGAUGACAGGGGGAGCGGGCUCAGCCGCGGAGGCACGCUGCUGGGCCGUCUGGGCGACAUGGCCGUGUGCUCACCAUCGCCCCCCUCCAGCAGCUGCAGCUGUCUGUACGGCGAGGGCGUCUUGGGACGCUGAAUGGCACUGGCGCAGGGAGGGGAGGGGCCAGGGGGGGCGUCAGAGGGCGGCAGGGUGACGAUUGACGGACAGUCGCUGUCCGUGUAGGCUGGUGGUGGGCCCCAUGAGCUACGCGGGCCUGCCCAUGCCUGCGGGGCGCCCUCGCCCGCCGAUGAGCCGUUGUCAUGCCUGGAUGUCUUGUGCGGGCCGGCAGAUGGGGGCGUGACGCUGGUGGAUGUCGCCGUGACGGUGGCUGUGAUACUGGCCUGCGGCGCAGUAUCUGUGCGGCUCUUGUUGGUGUUGAUCAUGCGGUUGACGUAUCGCUGCUCGCGUGGCGGCUGCGGCUGCGGGCGGUCGUCGUCUUCCUCCUCCUUCUCGAAGAAGAACCGAUCGGCGUACUUGCCGUGCUCCAGCAUCCAAUCUGGCGGCACCUGCACACACAAGGGGAGAUGAACAAGGAUGCAGCCCCACAACUCAACUCCCCCGACGCACACGCCCCGUUGUCCCGUCCUCACUCACCCCGAGUAUCUCUACGAUCCUCUGAAUCAUGUCUAGGUCGGAGGUGCCGGGGAAGAGCGGCAGGCCGAGGAAGAGCUCGGCGAUGAUGCACGCUAGUGACCACAUGUCGAUGCCGGUGCCGUAGGGCAGCCCCAGCAGCACCUCGGGGGCCCGGUAGAACCGCGACUGGAUGUACGAGUACACCGUGUCCAACACGAAACACGACGACCCGAAAUCUAUCACCUUCACACGACCUGAAUGAACACACACACACACACACAUGGAUGGAUGGAUGGAUGGACGCCAUUCAUCUCCCUCCCCCUGUGCUGUGCUGUGCUGUGCUGUGCUGUGCGCAGCGCACCGUUUCCCUCGGGAUGCAGCAGGACGUUCUCGGGUUUGAGGUCGGCGUGUAUGAUGCCGACCUCGUCGAGGAGGCAGAGGCAGUCGACCAUCUGCUUGGCCACCCGCUGGAUCAUCCGCAGCGGGAGGGCGGCGAAGGCGUUCUCCCUCAGGAGCUCAUAGAGGUUGGUGGACAGCAGCUCGAAGACGAUGCACAGGUGCUGCCGCCACACGAAGAAGUCGUAGAUGCGCACCAUGUUGUGCCGGUCGUCCGGGUCGUAGCACUCGCUGAUCAGACGCAACACCUUGGUCUCUAUCAAGGCCUGGUUGUAGUACGCCUGCUUGUUCUUGAUCAUCUUGAGGGCGAGAGGGCCCUCGGCUGGGGGGGUGGUGCUGGUGCUGGUGGUGCCGGUGCUGGCGCCAGUUGUGGCUCGUCUGACGCACUUGAGGACCUGCCCGAAGGUGCCCUGGCCGAGAUGCUCAGUCAGCUCGUACUCGACGCCAUCUGGGUUGGUGAUGACCUCGUGCAGCCGACAGAUGUAGUCAUGCUCGUCGUUGUCAUGCCCGCCGUUCCACACGCCCUCGGUCUUCUUGGUCAGAAACUCUGACGCCCCGAGAUGCCCAUGGCCACCGCUACCGCCGCCGCCAACACCUCCACUAGCUCCACCACCGACACCACUAACAGCAGCAGUGGCCGUAGUCGCCGCAGCGGCAGCAUGGUUGCUGUGAGUGGUGCUGGACUGAGUGUUGGUCAGCUGCCGAUGAUCUACGGGCCUGAUGACGCCGAAGGCCAUCCCGCCUCCCACCCUGGGCCGCUGGUAGCCACAGCCGCCCCCCUGGGUGUCGCCCUUGACGCGCGUGAGGUCCUGCGGCGCAUAGGCGGGCAAGGAGAGGCUGAGAUGUCCAUACUGGGAAGCGGGAAGACAUAUAGAGUCGUUCUCGCGCAGACGCAUCGUUCUGUCCAUCGCUCUCGCCCCGACGCACCGGGAGCCUCAAUUGCUGCGGCGGAUGCCGAUUGGACGAUGCCGCUCUCGCGCGCAGUGAGACAUACUGCUUCCGCCUCCUGUUACCCGCUGUUCUCGCGAUUUCCUUGCCCACCGGGAUCACAUGGACUUGGUCUCCCUUCAGAUCACGCCCAUCUUCGAAUUCACUCCACCGAG
Molecule: messenger RNA, 5568 nt
Organism: Vitrella brassicaformis
Lineage: Eukaryota; Vitrellaceae
Source: the annotation of a GenBank genome assembly